AUGAAAUUUGAUUCAAUAUUGAAUAAGAAUACUGCAUCUUGUGUUAGUGUUCCCAUGGAGUUCUCUAAAGAGUAUGAAUUGAAUCACAUUAAUAUUUCAGUUUGUGAAGAACCCAAAUCCAAUACAGAGGUAGCUGUUGCUGAUGUAAUUGAUAAAAAUAGCAAAGAAAUCCAAUAUUGUGUAUAUCAAAUUAUAACAGAUGGCAAUAUAAAAUGUGCACAAAAAAUCAAAGUUGCAAAUAGAUCAACUUCAAACCUCAUUCAUCAUCUUUCUUCAGUGCAUAAAAUUAUGGAUAAUCAAAUCAAUAAUGCCAAAACUCAUCCAAAACCAAAGAAUGAUUUUCUUACUCGAUCUUUAUUGAAAUUUAUUAUUUGUGAAAAUAUGCCGCUUAAUCUUCAAGGCUUUUUAGGAAUCAUAUGUUCAUGGAUUGAUGAUAGUUUUAAAAUACAUGAAGUGCUUCUUACUUUGACUUAUUUAAAAUAUCCUCAUACAGCAAUUAAUAUAUAUAAUGCGAUUAAUCAGCAAAUUGAUUAUUGGGAACUAACAGGAAAAAUCUUUACAAUUACAUCAGAUAAUAGAGCAAAUGUAAAAGCUGUCAUAAAUAAAAUUGAAGGAGUUAGUAGAAUGCCUUGUACAGCACAUAUACUUCAGCUUGUAGUUGGCAAAGGUCUUUUACCAGCUAAAGUAUUUGUGGCUCAUGCAAAACAAUUAAUAAAUUUUUUUAUAAGUUCCAAGCAAAAUGAGAGGUUAGAAAAUGUGCAGCAAAGUUUACAAAUUCCAGAAGCAAAU
Messenger RNA from Cetraspora pellucida, 789 nucleotides. The record is from the annotation of a GenBank genome assembly. NCBI's taxonomy places the organism in Eukaryota, Fungi, Glomeromycota, Glomeromycetes, Diversisporales, Gigasporaceae.